GGUGGUUAAAAACUAGAGAUAAGAAAGCCAUGAAGUGCUUCAGCUAUAAUGGAAUAGUUGUACUUAUUGGGGUGGCCUUUUUUCUAGUGCCCUCCAUGGUGUUAAGCUGCAAUGAAUCUUUGAGAGUAACGGAUAUAAUGUGCAUGUUAGUUGCAAAAAGACUGGAUCCUCGAGCGGAGCAGGCUUUACAUGACCAAUAUCAGGAGGAGAUGAUGACCGAAGGAAGCUCCAAAACUCUUCUUGAAACCAUUACAGGGUCUUCUAUACCAGACUGUUCUUGGGCAUGUGGGGCCUGUAAUCCUUGUAUCAGAGUAACCAUGAAUCCCAAACAUUUCCAACCUCAGAGCAAUCAGCACGAUUCACUCAAUUCAAAGCAUGGAAAUCAACAUGGUCAUAAAAUCAGUCCUAUUGCUCAUAGGUGUGUUUGUCAGGGGAAAAGUUUUCCAGUACCCUGAUCCUUCGGAUAGAAUGCAGUUUCAUUCUCACAUUUGUAAAAGGAUAAGUUAUAGUUAGUUUCAUAUUGAUGUGCCCUGCACGAGGGGCAAAAGUUUUCCUAUGCCAUAAACUAUCUAAAACAGUUCACAACAUGCAUCUUGUCUGGGUUUGAUAAAAAGUGAUCUAGUGUGCUUCUCAUGUAUAACU
Molecule: messenger RNA, 642 nt
Organism: Cryptomeria japonica (Japanese cedar)
Lineage: Eukaryota; Viridiplantae; Streptophyta; Pinopsida; Cupressales; Cupressaceae
Exons: 3
Coding region: 30-455 (141 amino acids)
Source: RefSeq, a predicted model, not a curated record